AUGAUCUUCGACCGCUGUUGCUCCUGGUUACUGGUGGUGUCGCUGACGUUCGUUCGGGCCCUAAACGAGCACAGCAUCGUGGAGAAGAGUGUCAUCCAAGCGCAGCAGGAAUGCGUGGAGUACCUGAACCUGCCGCGCCACCGGCUGUACGAGUAUCUGGGGCGGAACUAUGCGAACGACGCCAAAACUGAGUGCAUGAUCCGGUGCGUCGGACUUAACCUGGGCUGGUGGAGCGCCAGUGGCGUACUGCACGAGCACGUCAUCGCCCAGUACUUCUUCUCGGACGAUGGAGACGAGCACUUCGCAACUCGGACGAAGGCCUGCAUGAAGCACACGGUGACCACCAACAGUUCCUUGUGCGGCAAGGCGUUCGAAGUGUUCCAGUGCUAUCUGCAGCAGUACGGCGAGUUGCUCAACUGUCCCAAGGUGGUGCCACUGGGCGACGAACGGUUGGCCGAGAGUGUCCACUUCUGUCUCGACACGCUGGAGAUUCCACUCGUCGAGUUCGGUCUGUCUUGCGGCAUGGAAGGUUUCAAGAGCUCGGAACGGUCCCGGUGUCUGCUGCGUUGCAUCGUGAUUCGCUCCGGACUCUAUACGGAUCAAUACGGGGUCCACUCGGAACGCUACCAGCUCCAGUUUGCGCGAGAGUUCAACGGGAAGUGGGAUGACCUGGAGCGGGAUGUUUGCGCCACUCGUCUGCGGCGCGAAGGACACGACGAGUGUACGCUGGCGUCGCUCGUAAGUGUCUCAGUGCCGGUACGGUUCAUGGGCACCGUUUUUGCCGUGUACGGAGACGAUGAGGAUGCCGGUGACGAGCAGCAACAGCAGCAGCAGCCACCGGGUACAACGGAAGAAAACGGAGCACCAGCGUCCCAGGAUGCAACAGUCAGCCAUAGCGACAGCAGCACCACCACCAGCAGCAGCAACAGCAGCACACUGAUGAACAACAAUAGUCGGAGCAGCAGCAGAAGUAGCGCCAGCGGGUGUCUCGGGAUGAACGGAACGGACGCGGGGGCCCCGGAAGAGGGCCCGAUACGACCCACGGCGACGCCUUCCCCGAUGGCGGCGGAUGCCUCCGAGGACGCCAAACGUUCCGUCGGACACGGAACCACCACGGCCACCGUCGGAAGCGCCGGUGGAUCCGGUGGUGCGCUGUGA
Molecule: messenger RNA, 1158 nt
Organism: Anopheles cruzii
Lineage: Eukaryota; Metazoa; Arthropoda; Insecta; Diptera; Culicidae
Product: general odorant-binding protein 45-like
Exons: 4
Coding region: 1-1158 (385 amino acids)
Biological process (GO): sensory perception of smell
Molecular function (GO): odorant binding
Source: RefSeq, a predicted model, not a curated record